AUGAAGAUUGUCCGAUGUUGGUUGGAAAAAUUAUUUCUUUGUUAUUUUAAUGAUGCUGAUUUUAAAGAUUAUAUUAUUAACCCAGAAAUGAUUAAAAUACUUUUUGAAAAUGAAGAAAAUAUUCCGACUCAAUUUCGUGCAGACGAGUGUACAUUAACUUUUUGCAAGCAUAAUAUCGAAAAUUUAUUAAAAUUUAAUUCGGAUCAUUUAAUUAUUACUCAAUACCUUAAAAUAAAACUUGAAUCAUUCAACGAACAAGAAAAUGGCAACGAGCACCUAUUAAAAUUAUUAUUCAAUGGCAACAAAAAUAUUGAUGAAAUUUGGGUUGGAGAAAUAAAUUAUGUAAGACAUGGUGUUCUAAAAACUUUGUUCGAUGCGGUUAUAAAGGUGUCUUUAGAAAUGAUUUUAUUUGUAUAUAUCUGA
This is a messenger RNA of Meloidogyne enterolobii, 423 nucleotides long. NCBI's taxonomy places the organism in Eukaryota, Metazoa, Nematoda, Chromadorea, Rhabditida, Meloidogynidae. The record is from the annotation of a GenBank genome assembly.